This is a messenger RNA of Halteromyces radiatus, 2856 nucleotides long. RefSeq names its product Rho GTPase activation protein. The transcript has 9 exons. The record is from RefSeq and is a predicted model, not a curated record. NCBI's taxonomy places the organism in Eukaryota, Fungi, Mucoromycota, Mucoromycetes, Mucorales, Cunninghamellaceae. Gene Ontology annotation, molecular function: GTPase activator activity; calmodulin binding; actin filament binding. Gene Ontology annotation, cellular component: mitotic actomyosin contractile ring; cytoplasm. The coding region runs from base 1 to 2856 and encodes 951 amino acids. Gene Ontology annotation, biological process: mitotic actomyosin contractile ring assembly actin filament organization; regulation of GTPase activity; regulation of actin cytoskeleton organization.
AUGUUACAGCAACAACCAAAAAGACAAAUUAAGCCAUCCUAUUGGUCUGAACCUGAAAAUAUCAAAAAGUUAAUCAAAUGUCAAGCAUUGGCCCGCAAAUGGCUCUCUCGUCGUGAAUUUGAAAAGGUCCAAGAAAUCCAUCGGUCCACUUUCUUUCAAUCUCAUGUGAAUCAUCUUCAAGCUCGAGUUCGUGGUGUACUCUGUCGACGAGAGUUGGAAAACAAGCGUAUCACUUUUGAAACAUGCAAUGAACAAUGGGUUAUCAAAUUACAAACAAACUGUCGUGGCUAUUUGGCAAGAUUGAAACUCAAUCGACUCUUGGACUCAAUUGAUCGUAAUGUACGCAAGGAAGGCUUUACUAUGAAUAGACUCGUUCAUAAUGUUCAACAAGAACUUGUAUCUCAAAAGAAUCCAUCGGUUGGAACUGUCAAGAAUUUUAUACAUUUAUUGGAUGAUAGUGAUCUGGAUUAUAACUCUGAAGUCAAAUUAGAAUCCAUUCGACAAGAAGUGAUUCAAUCCAUUCGAGACAACAAUCAAUUAGAUGUACAUGUGAAUACUAUCGAUACUAAGAUUGCAUUAUUGGUCAGGAACGCUAUCACUAUUGAUGAAGUCCUCAAGGUCACUGGUCCACUAAGAAAAAAAGAACAACAUCGUCGAUUCUCACAGAUGGCUGCUGCUGCUGAAGCCGAAGCAUCCAGUCAAAGUGUAAAUCCAUUUACAUUACGGAAUAUCAAUCAGAAGAAUCAAAAUGCAUUGGAUCUUUAUCAACAAUUAGUCUAUCUUUUACAAACCGAUCCCAAACAUUUGGCAAAAUUGGUCUCUAUCACUCGGGUUCAAGACUUUGGUGGAGAUGGGGAUGGUCAUAAGCGUAUUGAAUCCACAAUAUUGGCUUUGUUUGGUUAUGCUACUAAUUCUCGUGAAGAAUAUUUACUUAUCAACUUGUGUAGAUUCUGUAUUGAUGAAGAAAUCAAACAUGUACAAAGUCCUCAAGAAUUUAUGCGUGGCAAUUAUUCAUUUAUGAAGUUGGUGGUUCAAACAAACCGUGGAGCAAAAGAACGGGAAUUCUUCCGAACAAUCUUGACACCUUUGGUCAAUGAAGUAGUCAAUAAUGAAUUUUUAGACUUGGAAACAGAUCCAGUAGGUAUUUACCACAAGGUGAUGAAUGAUGAAGAAAGUCGAACUGGUCUGCCUUCACGCCGAAAACAUGCUGUCAAUUCUCAAGAAGCCCUUGCUGAUGAAGAAGUACGAAAUGUCUUUAUUACUCACCUUCGAAACCUUCGUGAAAUCACUGAAAAGUUCCUGAUUGCUAUUACCUCCACCCUUGAUGCCCUUCCCUAUGGUAUACGUGCAGUGGCUCGUGAACUACGUCUUGUAUUAGAACACAAAUUCCCAAAUGAAUCCUCUGAAAAUGUCACCAAGAUCUUGGCCUAUUUUAUCUAUUACCGAUACUUGAAUCCUGCGAUUGUUGCACCCGAGCAUUAUGAUGUGAUAGAUGGAAGUAUCAAUCCUCAUCAAAGAAAAAAUUUGGCCGAAAUAUCAAGAAUGCUUCAACAAAUUUCCAGUGGCAAGAUUUUUGAUGCUGAUGAUAUGUUUUUGGCUCCAUUGAAUGACUAUGUUUUCCACGCUGGACAACGAUUUGCAGAAUGGUUCUUAAAAGUGGCGGAUGUUGAAGAUCCUGAAACCCACUUUGGAAUGGAUGCUUUGGAUGAUCAUGCAAGAACUCAAAAACCUACUAUUUACAUAUCACCUUAUGAAUUAUGUCAUUUACACUAUAUGAUUGAACAACAUAUCGAAGUCUUGGCACCCAAAAAACAAGGUACACUAUUCGAAAUUAUAUCUGAUCUUGGACCUUCUCCUUUUAAACCUGGUGUCCAGCUUCCAACAACUGUUUGGUGUCUACGUCUUACUAAUAGGGAUGAUGAUAUUCCUCAAGAUUCUACUGCUCAACUUCAACAAUUGAUUGUGGAUACAAAGCGUCUGGUGGUCUAUAUUAUUCAAAUCCAAUCGGGUCCAAAUUUGCUAGAUAUCUUCCAACAACCAGUGACAGAUAUACAUGAAGCACAAUGGAUGGAAAUUAAGCAAAGGGAAUUCUUACCUCACAAAGAUCAAGGUGUGAACUACCAUGAGUCUAUAGCUAAGAAGCGACGAUCAUUGAAAUUGGGAAAUACACCUUUGGAUAUCAAUAAUCUUACAUUCUUCCAACUCAAGACUAUUACAUCACGUCUUGCAGCACAUUUGGAAAAAUUUGUCGAUCGUAUUACACAACAAGAUAAUUAUCAAGGCUUGCUCAAUAUGAUCGCUGAAGACAUCACAGGGAAAAACACACGACGUCAAACACGGGAAAAGGAAAUCACCAAACUUAAAACAACCCUUGGUCAUUUACAAGCCAAGAAGGCUUAUCUUUCUGAUCAACGACAAAGUUACGAAGAUUACUUGAAAUUAUCUAUGGAUACUAUGGCACAAAAGAAACAACGUGGCAAGAAACAACGCUAUAUGUGGCCAUUCACUCGUCAAUACUUCCAUAUGCGUAACUUGACAAAACAGGGCAAGCUUCCAACGUUUGGUUCUUACAAGUAUACGGCAAAACAAUUACAUGAUCGUGGAGUUAUCAUCACACUGGAAGGCGUGGAAAAGAAACAUUAUGAUCGGAUUGAUAUUACCUUAUCGAUGGAUGAAGCCGGGAUCGUCAAUUUGGAAGGUCGUUAUGCUAAUUGGAGUGCCACCUCAAUCUAUAUGGAUAUUCAAUACGAACAAUUACUGCAAACCCAAUUCGAAGGUGUACAAACAAUGACUCUACUGGAAGGAAUGAUCAAGGUCAAUGUGAAUCUUUUAAUAUAUAUGAUUAACAAAAAGUAA